AUGAAUCAAGGUGUCCUUGCACCAAUUCCUCCAGGCAGGGAAGAAGCGGGGCCGACCAAGCAAAGCCGAAAGGGAACUACGAGAGGCCGAAGCUGCAUCACGGGGGAAGUCUACCAGCCAACAAAGAGGAAACCAAAGACUCCAAGACCGUCGACCGAAGGGGAGCAACCUGGAGAAGCUGGGGAGACUUCGGGCCCAAGGAAAAAAGUCAAGAAGCAGAAGGUCGAAACUGGGCCGAUGGAACCACCCAUUCAAUCUCUCGUAGAAGGCAGUGCACAUCCACCAGCAGGUACUGCCCUAGGAGAGCAGAUGCAAAUUGACACUCCCGAGCGUCUUCCUCGAAGCACCAUUCCAGAAACGCAAGCCUCUGAAUUUGCAGCUUCAGAGAGCCUACUGCGGGGCAUGCAAGAGCAAGCCGUACGCUCAGACAGCGGUACAGCCCAAGAACCACCUCUGAGUGCUCCCACACAAUUUGAGACAGCUCAGAGCAGCGCGACAUUGCAACAAGGGACAACCAUGGGCGAGCAACAAAGCCAAAAACCACGAGAGAUGCCAAAUUAUGACCACGAGACGCAGAAAUCGCCAGAAGCAACAAUGAGCUAG
Bacidia gigantensis is the source of this 603-nucleotide messenger RNA. RefSeq lists its product as uncharacterized. NCBI's taxonomy places the organism in Eukaryota, Fungi, Ascomycota, Lecanoromycetes, Lecanorales, Ramalinaceae. Bases 1 to 603 code for a protein of 200 amino acids. The record is from RefSeq and is a predicted model, not a curated record. The transcript has 2 exons.